Molecule: messenger RNA, 9085 nt
Organism: Mizuhopecten yessoensis (Yesso scallop)
Lineage: Eukaryota; Metazoa; Mollusca; Bivalvia; Pectinida; Pectinidae
Product: transcription factor 20-like
Exons: 8
Coding region: 91-4863 (1590 amino acids)
Biological process (GO): regulation of transcription by RNA polymerase II
Cellular component (GO): nucleus
Molecular function (GO): protein binding
Source: RefSeq, a predicted model, not a curated record
GUGACCGACUGCCAUUAUGCUAAGUUUAGAAAAUGUCUCACGCGAUUUAGGGGGGUUUCUCCCUCUCAUGUGAUAUUUUCUCUUCAUAAAAUGCCCGGCCCUGUCGAAAGAUGGCUGGAGACUUUUAUGUGUAAACAAUAUGCCGACACUUUUGAAGCAUAUGGAUUUAAAACACUGCAGUCCGUAUGUCAGCUACAGCAUCCACAACUCCAAGCUAUGGGUGUUGCGCAGGAACACUGUGAGAAGAUACUAGAGAAUGUGCAUGUAUUAAGACAGACUAUAUAUGGGCAACUGAGUCAGAAUCAUUACCAUGAAGAGAUGUAUCCCCCUGGAGGUGGCGGGCGCAUGCCUGGGGUUGUGGCUGGGGCUGGGGCUGGCCCCCCGGGCUAUCAAAGCCAAAACUCUCAGCAAAUGCCAACAAUGCCACAACAGAACAUGGCCAACUACCAGAACCAAGGGGCCGCAAACUAUGACAACAGGGGUCAAAGGGUUCCUAGCAUGCAUGGGCAGUAUACAGAUGGUAUGUACAGUCGAGGACACAGCCAGACUGCCCAACACUACAUGGCUCAGUCCUAUGGGGGACUACCAGGAUCAGGGUCAGUCAGCCAGGGACCCUAUGGCCCUGGUCAGUACGGUCAGAUGUCCAGUGGAUACGGACCUAUGACGAGUGGUCGUAACUACGGAUCAGGUAGUAUGCCACACUCAGGACGCCAACAACAACAACAACAACAACAACAACAGCAACAACAGCAACAGCAGCAACAACAACAACAACAGCAACAACAGCAGCAGCAACAGCAGCAGAAUCAUCAACAGCAAGCACAGCCACAACAAAGUGGCCAUGUUCCUUCCCACAUGAUGCACAGUGGUGGCCAGGUACAAAGUCCACAGGAUGUGGCUAAUUCCAUCCUUCAAAUGACGGCAGCCUAUCAACCUAAUCAGACAGUGCAAGUUCCAUUGUCUAAAAAUCGCCAUGCGCCAUAUCAUGUGCCCAACUCCCCUCACUAUGUUAUGCCUAACCAGGGAAACAGUCCCACUCACCAGCAACAACAGCAGCUCCAGGGGCCACAAGGGGGGCAUCAGUUCAUGUAUCCCAGCUCUUCCCCUCAUCAUUCGCACCCCGCCAGGACCUCACCCAUCAGUCCUAGCCCUGGCUACAUCCACAGCCCUGCCUCUCAUCACAGUAACCAAAGCCUGCCUAACUCCAGUCCGCGUUCCAUACAGAGUCCAACCCAACACCCAGGGAGUGCAGGGGGCAGCGUCAAGUCUCCUGUACCACCACAAUCCCCAAUUGGGGGCCUCAAGUCACCAUGUGCCAUGCAGUCUCCUAUGAAUGCUGGGCGAAGUAUAUGUUCUCCUACUCCUGUAAACCAGCAGCUGCAUGUAUCUGUUUCCAAUCAGAACUUAUUACCAUACGCAGGACAGUCACCAACACAACAGAAGAACCUCAGCUGUUACUCUCCAAAAACAAACCCGAUCAGUCCACCUGCUAGUCAGAUCAGCUCUCCUUUCACGCCGCAGUCUAAAUCUUCCAUUCACAGUCCACCUCAGCAGGAUCCUUACACCAGCCCCCACCAUACAAGGGAGUACAUUAGCGAUGGCUCCCAGGAUCCCAGGGACCAAGGCCCUGUCACGGGAGGCAAUAAUCCACUCUUGUCGCUACAGAAGUUGUGCAUGCUGCCAGAGAAACAGGUGAUUGACCCCAAAAGUGUAGUUAACGAUGCAUGUCUUCCAUCACCACAAUCACAUGACAACUCAAAAAACUUGGAUACCAAUGCUGACUCACAGGGUUCAGGAGGUCAAGACAGUUCCCAGAGUGAGAGUAGGUGUGGGUCAGCAUUGGGUUCAAGUCAGUCCAGUCGGUGUGUUGAUGGCAAACAUUGCAAUGAGGCAGAUGAGAUUUCUGCUACAGCCACUGAUGAAAAUAAACCUCCACGAUGUGAUCAAGCAGGUCAGUGCUCAGGAGACUCUCCGACCCCUGAAGACAAAGAGCAAGCUCCCAAAGAUAGUGAUAAAGCCAGCUUUGUUUCUUCAGAUCUCCCUAGUGACCAACCAAUUUCCCCUCCUCCUCUCAUUGCCAAUUCAGACAUGAUCGGUAAACGCGAGUGUUCAGAAGAUGAAGAAACUGUGAAAGUAAACAGCCAUGUAAAGAUCAUGACCUGUCAGCAAGCUAUAAUCAAUGGGAACAUUCAGGCGGAUUUGACCUCGUCCUUUAUGUCACAGAAAAGUGCCCUGACCGAUGAAGUUCUUGAGGAGAUGAAAAGCCAGGAAAUUGGUGAGCACCUCCUAAAACACAGGCGAUCACCAAACAGUGUCCUUAGCAGAGCUCGAUCACUCACCUGUGAUGUUAAGCUUGUCUAUUCCGAUGAUUGUGUUCUAAAUGGCAGUGACAAAAUCAUGGACAAAUUGAAACUUCCCAAUCACACAAAAAUCAAACUAAACAGACAAACAAAUGAUACUGGAGAAGACAUGUGCAUCAAGCUGGAGAAAUGUGGACGCAUCUGUGAUAAACUUGAGACGAGUGAGAAUGCAAGUGUUGAAUCAGCUUCUUCGGAGCCUGCUGAAAAUGAAUUAAAAGUGGAGGAUUUGAAUAACGUUGAGAAUAACACACCUGAAGAAACGUCUGAGGACGUAGAUUCCAAGACUGACCUCAUUUCCUCUUUUGGGAAUGGUGUUGCUUUGAAUAGGGAUAAAAGUGAGAAUCUGUCCAAAAACAGACUUAAUUCCAGGAGAACGCAGCCGGAGCGGACAAUGUCUUUACGAGAGGUGCCUGCUCGUUUGGCCAAUAACGCUGCCUACUACAACAAUUACAGUGAUUCUGACAGCAAUGACGGGGGCAUACUCAUGGUAAGAAAAGACACUAAAGUAACUUAUAGUAAAAUCACGGGAAAUAGUAUACUGAAUGGGAUUCAAAGUCCAGACAUUUUAUCGUUAGAGGAGAGCUCUGAGGAGGAGGAAGAUGAUGCGUGUAAGAUUGAACCAGAUUUUGGUCACAGUAUCACUGACACAAAGACUGGUAAUACCCACUUGAAAUGCCAUAACACAGGCGUGUCGAGUGACGAGAUUGAUGGGGUCGGCAAGUCCAAAGACUUUCCAGCUAAAGACGGUUUAUCAAAACCACCACCAUCUGACAAGUUGAAGCCAGAAAAUCCUGGCACAUUUAAUGAGAGCAAACACAUCCCUGUCAUGGACAACCUCUUCAAACAGUCACGAAAGGAAAAAUCGCGCAAACUAAUGGAAGACUUUGUUGAUAUGGUUUCUGAUGACGAUGAUGCGGGUCAUGUCUUAAAUUUGGCCAGUAUUAAAAAGAAUAAUAGUAAAAGACCUUCAGACAGUGUAAAGACAUUUUCUCAAAACAAUAUGAAAAAGAAAACAGCUAUUAAGAACAGUCCUGCAACAACUGAAAGUAGUAGUUCAGAGAUGCAAACAUCUAAGAGAAAAAGACGUCCCAGAAUGUCCCCGUUGAAGUAUGCAGGAGAUAUGUAUUACGGAGGAGACUAUAUUCUCGAUUCUGAUGAGGAAAUAGAGGUGGAGGUAAAGAGUAAAAAGACACGUAAACCAAGCGGGAAUCCUUCCGAGAAAAAUAAAACUGUCAAACCGGUUGUGGUGUUAGGUUCGGAUGAGGAAUUGUCAGAGGACAGUGACAAAAGAAUUACACAGUUAAGUGUUAAUUGUACAAAGGAAAGUACUGCUGUAUCUAAUACCGCACGUGUGGUCUCUUCCACACCCUCCUGCUCUUCUGGACUCUCCUCUAAUCCUCAUAAUUCUCCAAUGAUAAAAAUAGAAAAGCUUACAGAAAAUAUUCAAGAGCACGACAGCAAAACAAACUGUAGUGUUAAAAAGGAGAGCCCAAAAACAAGCUUUACUGUCAAAAAAGAGCACUCUGAGAAAAACAGUGAUGUGUUUCCUAAUAAAUCUUCCACCACUAAAAAACGUAGUGGAAGACCCCAAGGGUCCAGAAGUAGUAAGGGGAAACUUAAAAAGUUAGAAAAAUCUAAAUCUAAAGGAGGAUAUCAAAAUGAGGAUGACAUUGAGGAUGUCCAACUUAAAAGAACAUUGGCCUUAAUGAAAAAGAAACACAAGAAAAAGCCAACGGCGAACAGAGAAAAUACGGUGGGUCCCUUUAUUCGGUUGGAGGGCCCGCAAGAUAACCCAAGUAAGUGUUCAGUUGUAAAUCAACUCGAAAGUGAUAUGCAAGUAGACUCGAAAUCGAGCAAGCAUAAGAAACGAUCUACUGCAGUGGCAGUUUCGACAGUGCAUAUAUCACGGCUCCCAACGGAGAAGUCGGUUCUGGUCCCUGGCAGUUCGGUGAUGGACGAGACGACCUGGGUUUGUGCUUUGUGUAGGAAACACAGUAGUUAUAAAUUCCUGGGAGAUCUGUUUGGACCUUACUACACGGAGGGCAAUCUACCAUUGCCCAAAGUGCAGGAGGGUCCUAUGCAGGAUGGUAGUGGGACAAAAUCUAAAAAACGAAAGUCUGAGGACAAUACAUUCUGUGAUGGUGCUGAUAAAUCAAAGAGGUCAAAGUGCAAGAAGUCGGACAGUGGAUCCUUGAGGGUACCAAGGGAAGUGUGGGUCCACGAGGAUUGUCUUGCUUGGGCUGAUGGGGUAUUACUCAUAGGACAGAAAGUGUAUGGCUUAGAGGAGGCUACACAGAUAGCAUCGUCUAUGGUGUGUUCAGUGUGUAAGGAAUCAGGUGCUAUGGUGGGCUGUCUACACAAGGGCUGCUCACAAAAAUACCACUUCUAUUGUGCUAUCGAAACAGGAUGUAGUUUAGAAGAAGAGAAUUUCUCCCUAUGGUGUCCAAAACACAAGGUUAAGAAGAAGUAUAAAGCUGCAGAUUCCUCUAUGUCCAAGACAUGACACCUCGACUCAUUAGUCGUCAGUAUGAAUCCCAAACACUUGCCGAUGGACUUCAGCCCCAAGAGCCACAUUGGGUAAUGUCCGGCCACAAGGGGGCAAGAGAAGUGAUGCAAGGACUGACCAGAACCUGGUCAAGACUACUGACCACCCAGCAGAGACAGUAGCCUUAGAAAGCAAUAUCUAAAUCUAGCUGUUUUGCUUUGUUUAAGAAAAAGGACAGUGACAAAAGCUUUGUAAAGAAAUGGUUCAACUGGGUCAAAAUCUCGAGAUAGCCAGAAGGAUUAAACACGAACUGUGACAUCGCUUUAAGGAUACUUGUUAAACAUGAAGUACAAGACUUUUUAUCUUUCACAUUAUCAGAGAAUUUUUGUAAUUUUUCAUGAAAAUCUACUUCUAAAUUACAAUCAACCUGAAAUAUGAAAAAUUUACUGACCAUUAGACUUUAAUAUUUCACAUGGUCAUCACCUUUUGUCGGGGAAAUAAUGUCAGGAAAUUUUCUUGACGCCAAAGUCUAAAAGACAGUGUUGAUAAGCAAUUUGUAAAAACUACACUAAGACAUAUUUUACAGGGUCUAAAACUUUUUUCUGCAGGUCUCAAAUUCAAAUCUUUUUUGUAAACAAGCUACAAAAUAUGUUGAACCUGCUACCUAUAUGAAUACUGCAUUAUAAAUGAGACUUAAAUCUUGCACAUUGUCAAAGACUUUUUGCGGGGAUUUAAUAUCAGAAACUAGACAUUAAAAUAAGUUACAAAGGUACUUUCUUCAGAAACAAUGGCCAAGAUAUUGAAUAGAAACACCAGACAGAAUCUACAGAAGUAUGGAGGAGUCAGAAAAUACAUAAUCAAGAUACAUUUAUCAUGUUUACAUAUUAACAAGCUGGAAGCUUUUCAUGAAUGCAAGAUUGAGAAGUUUAAGGCCAUAAGAAUGUAGACGAUAUGAGUUAUGUCCCUUGACUAAGAUAGGGUAAUGUCCCUUUGUUGGAUCUGUUUAGUAUCUUUUAUAUUGAAAUCUAUAACCGAGGAAGAGAAUGAUUAAUAACUGUUAUAUUUUUAAGACUCUAGUCAAAUGUGGUGUUAACUGUUCGUUCCCAUUUGUGAGUACCAUAGUAGUUGUUUCUCUAUGUGAAAAGAUAUAUGAUACUAGUAGUACCAAUCUGAAUGAAAUACAAAGCCUGCGUGAUUGUUUAAGAUCAAGAUUAUAUGUACAAAGUCUGGUAUCAUCUUGCACUUUAAAACAACAUUUCCGCCUUUCUUUACAAGUUUUAAGAAAUCUUAGAUGCAUUCCUGAUACAUUGAAAGAUUUUUAUGGAUUUUAUAGUAAUACAUGUAAUGAGAAAAGUCUAUCACUUAAAACAAUUUAUAAAAACUUUCACUUAAAUGCAUUGCAGAAACAAGGCUACUGGAAAAAGGAAUUAUGAUACACCUGCUCAAUUCUAGUACCCCUCCAAUGUAACAUUUAGUCUUUGUUAUGCAAAGCGCAUUCCUAGCUGGUUGAUCUUUCAGAUGCUGUGUGAGUGAAGAUAGAGCAGGCCAUGUGUUGGGGGUGGAAACCUACUGAUAAGUCAUGUCGGCAAUAUUUUAAGUACGUUCGAUCGCUUUAGAUCGCUUGAUCUAUGCGUUUCAUUCAGAUUGUAAAUUUACAUCCAGCUAAGGAUGAGCUGAUUUGAUUAAGUAUUACACUUGUGUUACUACAAUAGAACCUUGUUUGUGUGGACAUUUUCCUUUAAAGAAUGCACUUGAUAUUAUUUUUUGGAAGUUUAAUCAGAAAAAAUAGUAAAUCAGUUUAAGAGCAAGUUAACAAAAGAGGAAAACUCUGGUGUCCAGAUUAACAAGGUUCAAUACAUCUAUUACAAUGUUGUAACCAUUGUUGUGAAAAAAGUAUUUUUGUAUUUGGGAAACCAACUCGUAUUGUUAAAUCUAGUGUGUUCACAGUUACGGUCAAAGUAAGGAAAUAGAUUUGUCAUUUUAAAAACUAUGUAUGGUCAAGCUCCUAUAUUUGGUGAAGAAAGAUUUUCCUGAAAUUUUGUUUGUAUUGAAGUGCAAGUUUAUUAUUUUCCAUUUUAAUUAGGUUAGAUGAAACUUCUAAUUAUUUGCUAUUACAGCAUUUACUUCAACCAUAUGUAUUUUCCUUCACUUUUAUUUCUCCUUAAGUGACUGUCAAAUUGUUGUUGCUUUUUUUUCUAUUUAACGAAUCUCCAAUAUACCCAAAGUUUCUUACUGCAUUGACAUAUUAAUCUUCAAUUAUACAAGAUAAAGAAGUGGUCUAUUUUAGAAACUUAAGUCUUAACCAUAUUAUUAAGCCUACACUACGAAUCUACAGUAAAAAAAAAUGGUUGUUGGAGCCCUUAUUAAUCCCUUACCACUACUAGAGAGGCCUAGAAUUUUACACUCUGCCAGUCAAUCUGUUAGUGUGUCGAAUGGUCUUUUUUACAGACAAUUGCCAAAUUUUGUUUAUUGAGUAACUCAUUGCAUAGCAGAGUGUUGCAUACCACAAUCUUGUGCCCAAUUUUAUGCAGAGUUAUCGCCCUUUAUUUACCAUGCAUUACCUUGUCUGGGGCAUUGUUCAUGCAAUGUCGCAUAUAAUGCCAAAUAUUUAAAUACUGCACUGAAAUAGGGUCUUGUGCUCCACUCUCCACAGAGGUAUGGCCCUUUGUCCAUUUUUGUCCAGAAAUGGGUUUUAUGGAUUGUUCACAAUAUAAUUAUCUGCAUUAUUUAAAUUGUUAGACAAUAUUCUCCAUUAUUUAUGAUCAAAAAUAUUUUGUGCUCUGUAUGAUCAGAAAAAGGUUUGUUUUCAAUUAUUUACCUUCAUUCAGUAAUGCUGAAUCUAAAUCAUUGUUACAUUUUACUAUUCAGUCACAAAUUGAAAUUUCCAUUGAUGAGAUUACAAAAAGUGGACCAGAAUCAUAAAAUGUUUGUAACAUCAUUUGAAUUUUUUUUUAUGAACCUGGAGUUUGUUUUUUUUUAUUUGAUUUUCCUUUAAAAUGCUGGUUUGUAUGUGCAGUAGAUAUCCUGCCAUAAGAAAAGUGUUCAGCAAUUAAUGUUGUUGAGAAUUUCUCAAUUAAUGAAGUUUUUGAAAACUGCUAAUUUAUGUUUUGGCACUAAAAUAUCUAUUAGUUAAUUACAUUUAAGCAAAUGUUUUUUUCUGAAAAAUCUAUACAUAUAUAAUAAAAAAACAACCAAUCUUUAAUUUAUUUCAGAAUGCAGGAAAAUAAAGGUUGUCUAGCUAAGAGUUCUGAUAAGUAUUAUUGCUAAAGGGCAAUUUCCACUGUUCCUUGAUGUCCCAACUGUAAGCAGACCAAUUGAAUUACAAUUUGGUUUCAUGACUAUUAAAGCAGAUCCUUAUUUUACAAAUUUGAUAGAAGGGAGGUAACUCCUUACCAUUUUUUGUAUUUCAGCAAUAAAUAGGCUCAUUACAAAAUAACAGAUUAUAAGGAAGUUAAAAUUAUGUGUUGAUGACAGUUGUAGUUUCAUUGUGUAAUCAUUAACUAUUGUUCCCCCAUCAAAGUGAUCAUCAUACAGUAGCAUACUCGGUUCUAUAUCAUCCUUGUAAGUUGGUCGAAACAUACUACUCCCUGGAGCAGAAACAAACUGAUAGGGCACAACAUUCAAACAGGAAAAGUGUGAAGCUUUCGCACAAGAACUUGUAGUAGAACAAAUGUAUUGUAUCAUUUUUUUAGCAGGUCUUCAAUUAUCAUAUUCUUAACCAUAUUCAUUCCAUAUGGACGAACUAAUAAUUACAAAAUUUAUUUAGAUCAUUCAAAAUGAAUCUAAGUGGAAUCUUUCAGGGAAUUUAAAGUUCACACCAAAGCUGUAAUGAUAAAACAGAUUUUGAGACAAUUUUUAUUUAAUUUUCCCUUUUGAGAGUCGAGAAAUUGAAGCCUGUAUCAGCCCUAUGUGGUCAGCGGGGCUUAAGAACUGUCUGUGUUCUAUUUAUCCUGCUUUUAAGCCUAUAAAUAAAUGUACUUAUACAUGUAUACAAUGCUGUAGAUUGGAGAAUGUGCAUGUCAGCUAUAUUUUUCUGAUUCUCUAAGAAAUAGAUUUUUCAUGGCUACGAGCUUUACGCAACAUCAGACAAUAUUUCCAUUAUAUGGUGAAAGUACUGGAGGUGUAUGAGUGGUCAUGAUUAUAAGUGAUUUGUGUCAUUUUAAGACGGACGUCUUAUAAACUUUGUACAGUUUUCCUUUUUUUAUGAAAAUAAAAAGAGAAAUAAAAUUAUUUCAUUACA